Molecule: messenger RNA, 1779 nt
Organism: Hypanus sabinus (Atlantic stingray)
Lineage: Eukaryota; Metazoa; Chordata; Chondrichthyes; Myliobatiformes; Dasyatidae
Product: chromogranin-A-like
Exons: 6
Coding region: 1-1575 (524 amino acids)
Cellular component (GO): secretory granule
Source: RefSeq, a predicted model, not a curated record
AUGCCUUUCCCUGCUUCUGCUUUGCUCUCCCUCGACCCGGGCCCCGCGCCCCUGCCUGUCCCUCGACCCGGGCCCCGCGCCCCUGCCUGUCCCUCGACCCGGGCCCCGCGCCCCUGCCUGUCCCUCGACCCGGGCCCCGCGCCCCUGCCUGUCCCUCGACCCGGGCCCCGCGCCCCUGCCUGUCCCUCGACCCGGGCCCCGCGCCCCUGCCUGUCCCUCGACCCGGGCCCCGCGCCCCUGCCUGUCCCUCGACCCGGGCCCCGCGCCCCUGCCUGUCCCUCGACCCGGACCAAGUCCGAGCUUCAUGUCCUCAUCCAGCCCAGGAGUCCCGCGUCCUGCCCCUACGUCCGGUCCUGUUGCCUUGCCACGUCCAGUCCUCGCCUGGAUCCAGAGUCCAAGCCCGAGCCCGAGUCAAGACCCACAUUCCAGAUCCCUGUCUACUCUCGGGCUCGGAGUCCUUGUCCAGUGGCCUGUCGACCCCUGUCAUCCAAGAUCCUGAAGGACGAUGAUAAGGUUACCAGGUGUAUUGUUGAGGUGAUUUCAGAUACUCUCUCCAAACCCUCAUUACCUCUCAGUGACGAAUGCAGCAAGAUUCUCAAAGAAGAUGAGACCGUUCUGGCUAUGGUGCAUCAUCAGAAUCUUCUGAGGGAACUGGAGGAGCUCACACAUCAUGGAGAGAGUUCAGCCAAGCAAAGGUCUCUCAAAGGAGACAAGAAGUGGAACUACCCAAAUGCAGAGUGGAAUGAGGCAGAGAAUUUGGAGAAAAGGGAUGAAAGGGAGGAAGAUCUCAAUGGCCCAGGAGGAUCCCAUGUGAAGAAGGAUCUCCUUUCAAAGGAAGAGGAAGACAUGGUGAGAUACAAGAAAAGCGAGGAGCUGAACAUGGAGGAACAUCACGAAGACAAGGAAGCUCUUACCAGUAAAGAUGACACCAAGGCCGUGACCCAUGCAAGCAAGGAAGAGGUUGUCAAUAAAGACAAAGAAAGUUCUGAGGGGAGGCAUGGUGAGUCAUCUGAGGAGGAUCAAAGUUCUAGUGAGCUUGGGCAAGAUGAACGUGACCUCCUCAAGAUCGAUGAGCUCCUCAAGAAGAUUGCCAAGCAUGAACUCGAAAACAAGCAAGGAAAGAAGAAACACUGGAGUGAAGGGAACGAUGACGGCAGCAUGGGGAACGAGCACGGACUGGUGAGCAUUGAGAAGCGAGUUCAGGAGAAUGCCAGUGACGAAGAGACUGAUCAGUUUGAAGCAGGGCAGAAAGGGAUGAAGAUCCUGGGGGUCGGAACCCACCUGCAGGGAGGGGGUGGCAAGCAAUCCCUCGAGCAGCAGGAGAUCAAGGAUAAGGGACGCCAUCACUUUGGUGUGGACUUCAAGAAGAGACAUGAGGGUGAGAUUGAACAGGAGUGGAAGAGGAACCGUGAUUUGGAAAGCAGCAAAGACGAGGAUAGCGAGGAUGAAGAGGAGGAGGGAGAGGAAGAAGAAAAGAAAGUGAAAUAUAAGGUUGAUGAGCUGAGGAACCUUGUGAAGAUUGAGGAAGAACUGAAGGAGGUUGCUAAGAAGCUGAGAGAGAUUCGGCAGGGAUGAGGCCUGCGCUCGGCUCCAAUGACCCUGACCAUCCUUUGUUGUGUCAUCCCAGCCUCUCACCCUCUGCUCUGGCUCUGUACUGUUAUUGCCCACAGCGCGGACGGACACGGUGCAGUAAUGCAUGCUACACUCUUCAGUCAUUAUUGCUCUUUCCGUAAUUGGCAAUGUCACUCUGUCAAUGACAGGAUUGGAUUUAGGAAACAG